UUUCAACACUCAUCUUGAACUAAUGUUUAGUGUAACCAUCUAUAUUCUAGAUAGUAAAUGAUAACCGGGGACUUUAACAGUAUUAAAUGUGCCACUAUAUACAAAAACACCGAAUAUGCAAUUGCCCGGCCACGGGGAUCAAAUAUAAAAGGCACGUCCAAAUGCCUUGUUUCCAGCAUCAUCAUCCCAUCCGGAGACUUUUCGUGUAUCAUCCUCAGACAGAAUGCCUCUCAAACUGCUGUGUCUUCAUGGUUGGGGCACAAACCAAAAGAUCCUCCAAUCCCAGCUGCAUGGCCUCAUGACCGAUCUGCAACGCGACAACACGGCGACAUUCCACUUCCUCGAAGGCGACAUCGAUUCCGACCCCGGCCCCGGCAUCGCAGGCUACUACGACGGCCCGUACUACAGCUACUACAAGUUCCCGCGGUCCUUUUCCGACAGCGACGACGCCGUCCUCGACGCCUACGAUCUCCUCUACGAAGUCAUCGCCGACGAGGGCCCCUUCGACGGCAUCCUGGGCUUCUCGCACGGCGGCACCCUCGCCUCGGGCUUCCUCAUCCACCACGCAAAGCUAUACCCGCAGGAUCCGCCGCUCUUCCGCUGCGCCAUCUUCGUCAACUCGCUGCCUCCGUUUCGGAUGAAUCCCGGUGAGGAUCCUGUGCUUGAUGCCGGGUUGGAGGGGUAUAUCCGUAUCCCCACGGUGAGCAUUGCGGGGGCCAAAGACUGGCUGUUUGAGUAUUCGUUGGCGUUGCACCGGCUGUGUGAUGCGUCUCGGGCGACGUGGGUGGUGCAUUCCAAGGGCCAUGAUAUCCCGAAUGAUCGGAAGAAUGUGGCCGUCAUGGCGGCGGCGAUUAGGAAGUUGGCGAUAGAGGCGUUGAGUAUCUGGUAG
Aspergillus wentii DTO 134E9 is the source of this 889-nucleotide messenger RNA. RefSeq names its product putative DUF341 family oxidoreductase. The transcript is spliced from 3 exons. Lineage: Eukaryota; Fungi; Ascomycota; Eurotiomycetes; Eurotiales; Aspergillaceae. Gene Ontology annotation, cellular component: nucleus; cytoplasm. The coding region runs from base 224 to 889 and encodes 221 amino acids. The record is from RefSeq and is a predicted model, not a curated record.